Molecule: messenger RNA, 1458 nt
Organism: Macadamia integrifolia
Lineage: Eukaryota; Viridiplantae; Streptophyta; Magnoliopsida; Proteales; Proteaceae
Product: palmitoyl-protein thioesterase 1
Exons: 12
Coding region: 204-1196 (330 amino acids)
Cellular component (GO): intracellular membrane-bounded organelle
Molecular function (GO): palmitoyl hydrolase activity; thiolester hydrolase activity
Source: RefSeq, a predicted model, not a curated record
UGAAAAUUCCAAACUAACAGUCGUACAAAAAAAACUUAUAAACUAAGUCGUCAUUUGUUGUCUUCUUCAAAGAAUCUCCGGCAGAUAAAUAAUCUUGAUCUGAACGCUCAAAAGUUCCUUCGAGCAGAAGAAAGAUAAAAAAAUCGUGAGGGAUUGAAAAUCUGGUUUAGGCAGAUUAUCCGUAAUUAGUUACUGCAUCCUUAAUGGCCGCUCCGCCACUAGUCUCGAUCGUCUUCAUCUUCAUCUUCUCCUUACUCUUCAUUCCGGUUUCGUAUUCUGUUCCUUUCAUUGUGUUACACGGUAUUGGUGAUCAAUGCGCCAAUCGGGGAAUUUCACAAUUCACUGAACUUCUAAGUAAUUGGUCUGGCUCUAAGGGAUACUGCAUAGAAAUUGGAGAUGGCACAUGGGACUCCUGGGUUAUGCCACUUCAGAAGCAGGCUGAAACUGUUUGUGAUAAGGUGAAGAAAAUGGAAGAACUCAGUGAGGGUUACAACAUCGUUGGAUUAUCGCAGGGAAACUUAAUUGGUCGAGGGGUUGUUGAGUUAUGUGAAGGAGGGCCUUCUGUUAAGAAUUUUGUCUCACUAGGUGGUCCUCAUGCUGGCACUGCUUCUGUACCACUUUGUGGAUCUGGUUUAUUCUGCAUCAUCGUUGACAAGUUAAUCAAGUUAGGGAUAUACUCCGAAUAUGUCCAGGCUCACUUGGCUCCCAGUGGUUAUCUUAAAAUUCCAUUGGAUAUUCCCAAUUAUCUAAAAGGCUGUAGGUUUCUCCCUAAGCUCAACAAUGAACUCCCUAACAAGAGGAAUUCCACUUACAAGGAACGAUUCACUAGCUUGCAGAAUUUGGUGCUUAUCAUGUUUGAAGAUGACACGGUUUUAAUACCUCGUGAAACUUCCUGGUUUGGAUACUAUCCAGAUGGGGCCUUCAAUGAAGUUUUACCUCCACAACAAACAGCACUCUAUGUUGAAGACUGGAUUGGUCUGAAAACCCUGGAUGACGCUGGAAAGGUUAAAUACGUCAGUGUAUCAGGAAAUCAUCUUGCAAUCUCUGAAAGUGAUAUGAAGAAAUAUAUUCUCCCAUAUUUGGAGGCGGCAUCUACCAAAAGGAUGAUUGUAGAAUCGUCGUAUGAGUGGCCCUCAAUUUGGAGUUUCAUUAAAGUAGUCAAGGACACGUGGGAUGGGUCAUUACUUCAUCCUUGAUCCGAAAGUGUCAUUUAUGACCAUUGUUUGUUUACCAAUGGAUGGAAAAUGAACCUCAAAUUUAUGGGUUUGUAUCCAAUGCACAGUUAUCAUACCAAGUUCUUGGGUUGUAAUAUAUAUUGUUGAGAUUGCAAGGUCAAACUGGGGAAUGUGGUCAGCGAUCAUGAGCUUAAGGCAAUAUUUGUAUCAGAGAUCAAUCACCCACACCCUCUAUUAGCAUGUCUACAGAAAUGUAACUAUAAUCUCUGGCUAUUUAUCUUUA